Macrosiphum euphorbiae (potato aphid) is the source of this 987-nucleotide messenger RNA. NCBI's taxonomy places the organism in Eukaryota, Metazoa, Arthropoda, Insecta, Hemiptera, Aphididae. The record is from the annotation of a GenBank genome assembly.
AUGGUUCGGCGUAAGAGUAACACCGCCUACAACUUCAGAAGUGGGAUUAACUCGAUUCAACCGGAUGAAAACCACGGAGCCGUGCACAUGCACGACCACGAUGUCGCUGUCAAUGGCGACGGCGUUCACGAAGCUGCCCUAACACCUGCGAUUGUUACACCACCCGCGAGUGGCGAAGGUUCCAAUCAGAAUGCAACUCCUGACUUGAACGCAAUGUUUCAAUUACUGAUGGAACAAAAUCGUAUGCUUAUGCAACAACUCUCUGUUUCGAAUUCAAAGACGAAUAAUGAACAAAGUAAUUCGUUUUAUGUCAUGCCGGAUUUGAACAAAAGUGUUAAGUCGUUUACGAGUCGCGAAUCCGGCUCGGAAGCAAAGGAUUGGCUCAAAACUUUUAUUGGAAUGGCCGAAAUUAACAAAUGGUCCGAUGCAUUAAAAAUUGAGUCAAUUCGUGCAAAUUUGAAUGGUCCAGCUCAGCAAUGGUUUAAAAGUCGUCGGUUCAGCUCUUGGGAAAAUUUUGAGCAACAAUUUACGCGAACAUUCAUUGGUAUUCCAAAUCGUACAGAACUAUGGCACGCAUUGGUCGCUAGGACGCAAUCGAAGAAUGAAGCAACUAUAGAUUACUUUUAUGAUAAAGUACGUUUGUGCAGUGAAUUAUGUUUGUCAUUUGAAGAGACAAAAACACAAUUAUUGGAAGGGUUUUAUUCACAAAGUAUGGUUACAUAUUUAUUAUCAAAACAUCAUACAGAAACUGACGGUAUGUUUGACGAUAUUUUAACUUAUGAAAGAUUAUAUGAAAUGCGUACAACCCUUUAUGGCUCAAAUAAACAAAUCUCCUCAAGUAAUUCAAAUUUAUUCAUUAAAGCUAGUGCUCAAAAAAAUGAAAAAAAUAACUCAAGUCUAGAACCGAAGCAAACCUUAAUCAAACGUUGUUUUAAUUGCUAUAGUACUGCACAUACUAUUAUUAAUUGUCCAGAACCUAAACGGUAG